AUGGGUAGCACUCACUCCGCUGAAAAGAUUAAGAGCACCCAGGACACAACUAGCCCCGGAAAUCCUGGCAUUUUCUGCACUCCCCUUCCCGGUUUUGUAAGCAAAAUCCAGAAAAUCCUCAUACGCAAACUGAGCAUUUCGGCCAGGAAACAGAAGCGCUUGAGCAAGCGAUCCAAGCAAAUGCUGCGACCCAUGCCCCGAUGCUCCUCGUUCGGAUCCUGCGGCACUCUGCUGACGCCCACCAUGAGGCAAUCCACCUACACCAUUGCCGAUCGACGCUAUGCCCAGUGGAAGUGCAGUUUCGAGCACUUGGCCCAAAAGCAGCACGGCCGACUCCAUGACAUUAGCGAGGCCAUUGCCGGGCAGACAACACCUCGGGGAUUUCCCUCGCACACGGAUACCAAGAGAUGCCUGAUUGCCGCGGAAUCGCCGCUGCCCGAAUCCCCACUCUACGACAUGGUGGGUGGCCAGAAGAUCCGUCGACGCCUAAGUCUGCGCAACCACGCCCCCCUGCGACGCCCGUCCGCCCGGCAGAAGGCCGACCAGGCCAAGGUCGAUGCCCAGCUGCAGCGGGAUCUGUGCGACCUGGAGGAGUACUACGGCGAAUUUCACUACGCCCAGCGCAGCGAACGAUUGGUAAAGAUUUGA
This is a messenger RNA of Drosophila elegans, 648 nucleotides long. RefSeq names its product protein nullo (gene nullo). NCBI's taxonomy places the organism in Eukaryota, Metazoa, Arthropoda, Insecta, Diptera, Drosophilidae. The record is from RefSeq and is a predicted model, not a curated record. The transcript has a single exon. Bases 1 to 648 code for a protein of 215 amino acids.